AUGGAGAAGUUGGGAGGGGACGAUGAUGAUUGGCAGUCAGAUACGGAGUCCAUUGCUUCGGCUAUUGCUAAGGGGAGAAUAGCGAAUGGUCGUCGAUAUCAAGCGCUGAGAGAUGAAGAGUAUUGGUUAGUUCCCCUUUGCUUUGUGUAUCUUGAUAUGAGACUUAUUGUAAAUAGGGCUCCGUCUGAUGAUCGUCAGCUUGAGGCAUAUGAGACUGGACAUAUAGUAUCACUUCUGCUGGAAUAUCAUGGCGAAAACAUGUUACAUCUAGCACCGAUUGGUGAAAACCCAAGACAUAUUUUAGACGUUGGAACAGGCAAAGGCAAUUGGGCAAUGGACGUUGCAGACAAGUAUCCAAGUGCAAUGGUUCGUGGCGUGGAUCUAUUCCCACCUCCGAUCAGUUGGAUGCCCCCAAACUGCAAAAUUGAGGUAGACGACCUUCUCGAAGAAUGGACAUGGAAAGAACCAUUUGACUUCAUUUACAUACGCCACCUAUUAGGAUCCUUCAACGAAGAAGGAUGGGCUACAUUAUACGACCGAUGUUACGAAAACCUCGAGCCAGGCGGCUGGAUAGAACAACUCGAAUUUGAUGUCCGAAUACACACAGACGAUAACUCAUUACCAGAAGACUGUUCACUUGCUGGAUGGGCCGAAAACUUUAUUGGUUGCUCUAAUCGAGCAAAUCGAUCUCUAACAAUUCAGGAAACUAUGCGAAAAUCUAUUGAGAAGGCUGGAUUCACCGAUAUUCAAGAGAAAGUAUACAAAGUUCCUCUUGGUCCUUGGCCGAGAGAUAAAGUCCUUAAGGAACUUGGGAGACUUCAUCAUGAACAUUGGUCGGCGGGUAUGGAGGGGUAUGCGAUGUGGUUGCUUACCAAGUUUGGGGCCCCGACGCCUUGGACUCCGGAUGAGGUACAGGUUUAUCUUGCUAAAGUUAGGGGGGAUCUGAAGAAUCCUACGAUUCAUGGGUGGGAAUAUGCACGACGAGUAUGGGCUAGGAAGCCUUCGGAGGAUGAAACUUAUGAUGAACGUAUAGAGCCUGGGUUUUUGCCUUAA
This is a messenger RNA of Penicillium angulare, 1053 nucleotides long. Its product is annotated as class I SAM-dependent methyltransferase. Bases 1 to 1053 code for a protein of 350 amino acids. Gene Ontology annotation, molecular function: methyltransferase activity. The transcript has 9 exons. Lineage: Eukaryota; Fungi; Ascomycota; Eurotiomycetes; Eurotiales; Aspergillaceae. The record is from RefSeq and is a predicted model, not a curated record.